Molecule: messenger RNA, 2490 nt
Organism: Penicillium nucicola
Lineage: Eukaryota; Fungi; Ascomycota; Eurotiomycetes; Eurotiales; Aspergillaceae
Product: Six-hairpin glycosidase
Exons: 1
Coding region: 1-2490 (829 amino acids)
Biological process (GO): carbohydrate metabolic process
Source: RefSeq, a predicted model, not a curated record
AUGCGGAACUCUUUCAGAACGUUGAAUGUUUACCCCGAAAAUUUCCAGCUCGCUUCUGGCUCCCAAGAGUACAAUGAGUCCUCUUGUUUCACUUUGACCCCAUCUCAAAAUGUUGUUGUGUUGGAUUAUGGUACAGAAGUUGGCGGGUUUCCAUUCUUCCAUGUCAACUCCAAAUCCGGAAUUGUUCAAGUGGAAGUCAAGUACACCGAAGCCAAGGUCGGCUUGGAUGAGCCUUUUGCCGAUGGGCCAUGGACCUUUUCAAAUGGGCUUGCGGGGACCUUCCGUGUCGAAACUUUUAACGUUACCAAGCCGGGCUCAGUCCAGUCCUACUUCAUUCAAGGUGGACUGCGCUGGCAGAGCCUGCGACUAUUGACUCAAGGUACCCUUAAGAUCUGUCGUGUUGGUAUCAAAUCCGAGAACGAUCGUACGCCUGUCAAAAGUCUCCCAGGAUACUUUGAAUGCUCGAAGAAGCUGUAUAAUGACAUCUGGGCCCUUGGACCACGCACAGUGCAGCAGGCCUGCAUUGAGGCUGGAACAGCACCUACAACCUGGGACGUUACUGAGAACGGUGUUCUCCUUCGUGGACAACAGCCAGCCGUGUCAGUUUUGGGUGGUGAAUUUGCCAACUACACCAUGGAGUUUGACACCAAAAUUGUGCGAGGUGGCACAGGUUGGAAAGUCGCCGCCGGUGUCGGUGGCCUUGGAGCUUACUUUGUCCUGACAAGCGAGUAUCCUGUCAAUUCUACUUUUGUCAACACCAACCGCACCAUCGUGCCUGCGAACACACUCGCUGUUGGAUACGGCUGGAACCUGGUCAACCAAACCAGCUUAACCACCGGAAAGGUGCAGCACUUCCCUGUUUCCUUCCCUGUCAAGGAGCAGGAGUGGUACACAAUCUCCACGGUGGUUAAUGCAACUGGAUACGGGGUCACUAUCAAUGGCACAAGUAUAUUUGUCCCUGUAGCCAAUCUUCAGACUGUCACUUCCUACAGCGCAUCUUCUGGGAGUCUCUCUGGAGGUACCUGGGGCUUUGGUCCAUACCAGGACCAAGUCGCUUACGUGAAAGAUGUCAACGUUUAUUCGCAAAACGCUACUCGCCUUUAUCACAACUCAAUGACUUCCGAAUCUGUCCUGGAAGAAUACGGUGUCAUGUCAAACAAGCAUAACCUUUGUCUGGAUGGAGCAAAACGUGACCGUCUUGUUUGGGCUGGCGACUUUGCUCACACGCAGCGUGUCAUCAUGGCUAGUACUGGUCGAAAGGAUUUUGUCACUGGAACCUUGGAGUACAUCAUGGCCCGUCAAGCCACGACCGGAUCCAAUGCAGGAUGGUUCAGCAUGUCCCCUGCUAUGGGUACAGCAGCGAAGUACUCCGACAUCUACAAUUCUUUUGGUCUUCUUGACUAUCAGUUCCUUUUCCUAGAUGCAUUUGCGGAUUACUAUCUCAAAUCUGGCAAUCAAACCAUCCUGAGCAAAUAUUGGACACAAGUUAAAAAGGGCGUGGAGGUCGUUCUCCCUCUUGUGGACAAGUCUUCCGGACUUGCAGUACCCGUCGGAGGCGCUUUCUUCAUGGGUUCCAGUAAUGGAACGGCUCCAUCUGCCGCUCUUGUCUACACGCUCAAGAAGAUGGCAAAGGUUGCCGAGGCCAUGAAAGACACCAAAUCUGCAUCUACCUGGAACUCCACUGCCUUGUCUGUGUCAAAUGCCAUCAACCUUCACCUCUGGAACGAACAGCUUGGAACCUAUGCGUCUGCUCUAUCCACUCCAAAUGAAACAUCUCUAGCAGGAACCGCAUGGGCAGUCCUCGCAGGUGUGGCAAAUGACACUCGUGCUAGGUCUGCCAUAGAGGCUCUCUCCUCACUGCGUAGCGGUGUUGGAUACAAAGAGUCCACCUCUACGGCAAGCUCAUCCAGUACCCAAAUUUCGACCUUCUUUUCCGGCUUCCUGCUCGAGGGUCUCUUGAGAACUAGUCAGUCAAGCUCAAUUUCCUCCAACGUGACACGAAAUGCUAUUCAAAUCGUUCUGGAUCAGACGUGGGGCUCAAUGGUUACCCAGGAUCAGUACUACACUGGAGGCUCUUGGGAGUAUGUUGAUGCCGUGGGUCGUCCUGGCUUGGGUCUCUAUACUUCCCACGCCCACCCCUGGGCUAGCUCGCCCACUUAUAUUCUGUCGGACUAUGUUCUCGGUGUUCAAUCAGCCUCUGUUGGGUACAAGCAGUGGACCUUCCGCCCUGCUCUUCUUGAUAUCGAUGUCACCUGGGCUCGUGGUCGUGUUUCAACUGCUCAGGGUACUAUCAAGGCCUCCUGGAAGCUUACCCAAAGUGGUAUUGCUUUGGAAAUCUGCGCACCACACGGUACCAGUGGUUCGGUGGAGUUGCCGUUUGCUGUGAGUUCGUACAAGCUCAAUGGCAACAAGCAUGCUGUUCCCACUGGUGCUUUCCAGGCCAGUGUCAGUGGUGGAUCAUGCCAGAAGAUUUCUGUUACACGGAAAUAA